Salvia miltiorrhiza (redroot sage) is the source of this 1625-nucleotide messenger RNA. RefSeq names its product serine/threonine-protein kinase RIPK-like. The coding region runs from base 194 to 1348 and encodes 384 amino acids. Gene Ontology annotation, biological process: protein phosphorylation. The transcript has 5 exons. The record is from RefSeq and is a predicted model, not a curated record. Gene Ontology annotation, molecular function: ATP binding; protein kinase activity. NCBI's taxonomy places the organism in Eukaryota, Viridiplantae, Streptophyta, Magnoliopsida, Lamiales, Lamiaceae.
ACAAGCACGCACUGCACUGCACUGCACCUAAUUUAAUUAUAAAAUAAUUAGCUAGCGUAGCCAUAUUCAUUCAUGUAAUUCCUCACCAUAUAUCUUAUAAAACCAUCUGCAAACCUUAUACCUCCAUGUCUAGAGAGAGAGGGAAGACGUGAAUAACUUCAUUCUUGAUUCUCAAUAAAAUUAAAAUCAAUAUAUGGCAGUGAAGAAGAAGGCGGCGAGGUGGCAGGACUUGAUUCCGGUGUGUUUCAAGGUGAAGGCGGCGGAGAAGAAAGCGGCGGCGAAGCAGCAGUCGUCAAGGAUUUCAUUAUUGGACUUGAGCAGCUCGACGCUUUCGGAGGAGCUCUCCGUGUCGCUGGCGGCGUCAAAUCUCCACGUUUUCACGCUUCAGGAACUCAAGCUCAUCACUCACAACUUCGCGUCCACCAAUUUUCUCGGCCAAGGCGGCUUCGGCCCCGUUCACAAGGGCUUCAUUGAUGACACCCUCCGCCCCGGUUUGAAGGCCCAGCCCGUUGCCGUCAAGCUCUUGGAUUUGGACGGCACACAAGGCCACAGAGAAUGGCUGACAGAAGUAGUUUUUCUUGGUCAAUUAAGACAUGCAAAUUUGGUGAAGCUGAUUGGAUAUUGUUGUGAAGAAGCGCAGAGGCUUCUGGUGUAUGAAUACAUGCCUAGAGGCAGCUUGGAAAAUCAGCUCUUCAGAAAAAUGUGCAUUCCACUUCCAUGGUCAACAAGAAUGAAGAUUGCUCUUGGAGCUGCAAAGGGGCUUGCCUUCCUACACGAAGCCAACAAACCAGUCAUAUACCGCGAUUUUAAGGCGUCCAACAUUUUACUGGACUCGGACUUCACCGCAAAGCUCGCCGACUUGGGGCUCGCCAAAGACGGCCCACAGGGCGACGAGACACACAUCUCCACACGAGUUAUGGGAACUCAAGGCUACACUGCCCCUGAAUACAUCAUGACAGGUCAUUUGACAUCAGCGAGCGACGUAUACAGCUUCGGAGUAGUACUCCUGGAGCUUAUAACGGGGCGAAAAUCGGUAGACAAGAGCCGGCCUAACAGAGAACAGAAUCUGGUGGAGAGGGCGAGGCCUAUGUUGAAGAACCCGCGGAAGCUGAUGAGGGUUAUCGAUCCCAGACUCCAAGGCCAAUACCCUGAAAUGGCGGCCCAGAAGGUGGCUGCCUUGGCUUAUCAGUGCUUGACCUAUCGCCCUAAGCUUAGACCAACCAUGGCUGAAGUUGUCAGAGUUUUGGAGCCCUUGAAAGAUGUUGAUGAUACUCAAUUUGGCACCUUCGUAUUUACAGUGUCCAUGGACUGCAAUCCGGUCAAAAUUUUUCCUAAGGAGAAUACUUAGCAAUAUUGCUUUUCAUAGGAACCACUCUACUACACAUUGUUGAUACAGAUUUCAAAAGAGCUUUGAUUAGUAUAGAUAAUUAGAAAUGAAAAUAUAAUCACACACCCAUUUAAUAGUACUUAAAAUUUAUUUUUUAAUUGGUUCAUCCCAUGGAAUUUUUUUUGUGUUAAUAGGCAAUAAAGCCUUUUCUCGGUUUAGUAUCUACAAAGUCUUCCCUUUUAAAUGUGAAUGUAUAUGUUUAUUUUUGUUCCUUCCAUUAUAAAAAUACAAUUAUAUA